Messenger RNA from Coffea eugenioides, 840 nucleotides. RefSeq lists its product as uncharacterized. The coding region runs from base 1 to 840 and encodes 279 amino acids. Lineage: Eukaryota; Viridiplantae; Streptophyta; Magnoliopsida; Gentianales; Rubiaceae. The record is from RefSeq and is a predicted model, not a curated record. The transcript is spliced from 3 exons.
AUGGUGUUGGAAAAUUUACUGAAAUUCCUCAUGACUCAUUCUACAAUCACUGAGGAUAUUCCUGUUUCUACUUAUUUUGUUCCUCUUACUUAUGACAUUGACAUUAGUCAGCAUCCCAAUGAGCCUAUAACUUCACCCAAAUCACCAUCACUUCUUACUUAUCAUAGACGCAAUAAUCGUCCCACUGCAGUUCCAGAUAAUGGUGAGGCUUUAUCCCAUUUUGGGUGGUGUCAAGCAAUGAUGAAUGAAAUGGCUGCUCUUGACUCGAAUGCUACUUGGGAGUUGGUUCCUCUCCUACUUGAUAAAUCAGCUGGGGAGCCACUUAAAGAUUCUGGAAAGUAUCAAAGGCUGGUGGGACGAUUGAACUAUCUUACAGUAACACAGCCUAACAUAUCUUUUCCUGUCUCAGUUAUUAGUGAAUUUUUGGACUCCCCGAGUGAUACUCAUUGGAAUGCAACAAUUCGCAUUCUUAGAUAUAUCGAAGGAGCACCCGGCCAAGGAUUGUUGUAUACUGAUAGAGGAAACAUGCAAGUAAUUGGUUACUCUAAUACAAAUUGGGCAGGAUCACCUAUUGAUCGUCAUUCUAUCAUAGGGUAUUGUAUUCUGGUUGGUGGCAACUUAAUAUCUUUUAAAAGUAAAAAGCAAGCUGUGACUACUAGAUUUAGUGCUGAGAAUGAAUAUCAAGCUAUGGCUAUGGCUACAUAUGAACUAAUAUGGCUUAAACAAUUGUUGAAUAAAUUGAAUUUAGGGACUCAUGGUCUAAUGAAGUUGGUUUACGAUAAUCAAUUUGCAUUGCACAUUGCCUCCAAUCCAGUCUUUCAUGAGAGGAAAGCAAAUUGA